Molecule: messenger RNA, 1755 nt
Organism: Marasmius oreades (fairy-ring Marasmius)
Lineage: Eukaryota; Fungi; Basidiomycota; Agaricomycetes; Agaricales; Marasmiaceae
Exons: 7
Coding region: 1-1755 (584 amino acids)
Source: RefSeq, a predicted model, not a curated record
AUGAGUGCCCUUCGUGUCAAUGUUAUGGAUCCGGUUCUAGCUAACAACGAUGGACCAUUAGUCCCUGAAGGACCGCCACCUCCAUAUCAACCAGCCACUGCAGGAGGGCCUGCUCCACCUCGACGAGCUACAGCGGGUUUUAAACUCACCAGCGAGCAUCACAGAUGGCUAUCCAGCGAAGGUCAUUGGAACGCCUAUUAUUGGGCGUUGGAAGAAACCGAUGCAAAAUUGAAGAAAGGUGCCAAACGUGAUUGGCUCGACACUAGUGGCAUAGUGGACUCAUUCCGCGCCAAGUUUACAAUCACAUCGCCCCAUGAGGCUAUCUUGGAAGUUAUUUACAGGUACUUCAUGAACAUAGCUCGCGAAACUAGGAAGGGUAAUAAGGAAAAGCCAGCACGUCAAGAGGGCGGUACCAACAACCCAACUGCCCCUCCCACAGCUGUCAACCCUCUCCCCAUCAGCGCAACCUCGACUGCCCCCACCAUCAAGAUGACACCAACACACGCAGCUCCUCCAGUCAGUGGAACGAGUGGUGAGCAGCGAGCUAUGUCAACAAUGAAACCUCGCGCUGUCAGUGCAAGGAACAUUUAUGCAGAGAAAUUCAAGGACGAAAUUUUGGCAGAGGCUGCUGCUGGUGCUCAAGGCAAAGGAGGAGGCGGGUUUUUGGGCCCCUACCAGAAGGCGAUAACUGAACGUAUGAGGAAGCUGAGUGACGAAGAAAUGGCGGAACUUGAAGAGGCAGCAAAAGAGUACAAUGAUGGUCAUGCGGUGAAGCCGCCAAUGGAUGUCAUCCUCCAAAAUCAAGAACAGCUUGAGUUAGCUGUAGCUACAGCACUACAGCAGAUGAUCGGUGAUGACUGGGGGCAAUACAGGGACGUCUCGUUCGUCGUUCACACCAUCAAACCUGUUGCAUAUGGUGAACCAGAAGUAAGGAUGUUAUCCAUGACUCGGACAAAGGCCGAAGGCUUCAAGAUCGCCGACGAUGAUUUCCGGAAAUUCGAAGACAGCUUUCUGAAGCCGCUGAAAAAAUGGCACAAGUCCCAGACUAAGGGUAAAGGCAAGGAUACCAGCGACGAGGCCCAUGUUGAAGAUUUCACAAUGGAGAGAAGCGACACGCCUCCUGGUCCUGAUGCAGCACCCAACAAUGAAGGAACAGCAAACAAUGAAGAUGGAGAACAUGCUGACCAUCGAGGCGUACUUACGACUGAGCUCAUCGAAAACUGCACAAGCCAACAAGCAGGUACCCUGUUGCCUGACAAGUCUAUUUUUGAUCCACCUGCCACUCCCGCAGUGUCUAUGAACGAUGUUCGGCCUGCAUCACCAGAAGCCACCGAAUAUGUUCCAGAUGUUCAUGCAGUCGAAAACGACCUGCCAGAAGGCAUGGAGGUGACGAGUUCUGUUGGAGUUUCUCAUUCUGCCACAUCAGAGUCCGACGUUUUACCUGCUGAGACAGUGAGCCAAGGACAAGGAGUCACAGGUGAAGGGUCAACUCUCCAUGAACAAGAGGGUGACAAUGAAGAAGAGGAAGAGAUAGCCUUGAACAUUCCCACUAAGGCCAGCACGAAGAGGCGUAAAGGCAGCCAGGGAGGCAGGAAAGCUGCAACAAAGAAGAUUAAAACCAGCUCGGUUACCUCCCGAAAGAAACGGAGUCUCCCAACGACAACGACAUCAACCGUGGAUCACACAGCGCUCAGUCUGCGCAAGCCUUCCCGCAUCAAACGACCUCCUCGCACUGACAAUGAUCUUGGUAUCUAG